Messenger RNA from Oncorhynchus keta (chum salmon), 2254 nucleotides. RefSeq names its product dixin-A-like. The transcript has 15 exons. Gene Ontology annotation, biological process: canonical Wnt signaling pathway. The coding region runs from base 538 to 1959 and encodes 473 amino acids. Lineage: Eukaryota; Metazoa; Chordata; Actinopteri; Salmoniformes; Salmonidae. Gene Ontology annotation, cellular component: cytosol. The record is from RefSeq and is a predicted model, not a curated record.
GUGAGGAGGGAGGGAGGGAGAUAUAGGCUGAGGGAGAGAGAAAGCAAGGGAGAAAAUAUAUGGAGGAGGAGAGCUGCAGGAAUUCUCCUCUAGAAAGAACGCAAACAUUGUGUUUGUGAAUGGGAGCUGGUGAGCUCAGCCACAGGGGGAGUGUGUUCUGAAAAACUAGGCAGCCGCUGGUGAGCCUGAACACCAAUCCUCUCCCUUCUGCCAGGGGCUGGGGGGAUUGAGCCAGGAUUUCCAUUGGGUUCUUCCAGGGAGUGAUUUAGAGAAGAGUCCAGAGCUGUUGGUUAGGAUUUCUAGCUGUAUGUAAGGAAUAUGCUGGAGAAGGUUUGAACACACUGUUAGCUGUUAUUGCAGAUUGAACACAGUAGUGUGUGCGACGUGGAGGCUCAGUCCGCUGGUUUAGUGUUGGCAGUGCUGCUCCCACCCCUGCUGCAGGGUCUGUUUUGGGGCUAUGUUUCUGACUGACUAGGGCAGCAUCACCCACAUGCAGGGCAGAGGCUGAAUCUGAGGUUAAGAGUGCAACUAACCAGCAUGGGAGCCAAACAGAUGAAAUGCCUCAGUUCAGCCAGCCCUGCACACUCCCCUAAAGAAGAGUACAUCAUCGCUCAGUCCACAGACACUCCUAAAGAAGCAUUUAUCUCAGCUCAAUCUGAAGACCACACCGAGCCUGGGGAUAACAAAUCAGAGUUGACGGAAAGGAAAUCUGAUACAGAAGAGGUGUUGUCUCUCUGCGGCCUGCGUCCUGCCACAGGGCAUGGUGGGCCAGAGGAGGAGAGAUCAUGGGAGGAGCAGCUGGAGUGUCACCAGGAGCAGCUGGAAAAGGAGAUGCAGGAGGCCAGGAGGAUGGUGUUCCGCCUGCAGGCUCUACUGCUGCACGGGUCUCUCCCUGAGGACGAGCAGGACGUCUCCCUGGGCUUCGGGGAUAGCAGAGCUAACUCUGAGCAGCAGCUGGUUCUAAUCCGCAGUCGUCUGGACCAAAGCAUGGAGGAGGCUCUUGAUCUGAAGAGGGAGCUUCUGAGGCACAAGCAAGAGGCACGCCACCUUCAGGCUAUUAAGGAUGCUCUUCAGCAGCGUAUGUCUGUACAGGAGGCUGCGGUGCUGCAGCUGAAGCAGGAGCUACUGAGGUGCAGUAUGGACAAAGAGCAACUGGAGGGGGAGAACGCAGAGCUCAAACGGAAGUUGAGCGAUCGGAACAAACUACUCAAUGAGUAUGAGCAGCAACUUGGAAAAAAGGAUCGACUACUUCAGCAACAGCAAAUGAAACUGGAUGAUGCUCGGCACAACUCUAAUGAAGGAAGCCACAGGUCAUCUAGGAGUGAGAAGAGUGGGUACAGUAACGCUGUGAGCCCACCCCCUGGUCCGGCCUUUCAACACACAGCUCAGUCAGAGGAACUGCAGCUGGUGAGGGAGGCCCUGCGUAGUCUGAGGGAUGGUUUCUCAGGUCACGACCCUCAGCAUCACACCCUGGACACACUGGAGCAAGGGGUGGCCAGUCUCAUGGACCGCCUAUACACACUCGACACACGCCGCAGGCAGCAGGACAGAGAAGGACACACACAACAAUACACACAGAAGACCACAGAGGGUCCAUACAAGUCACCAGGACGAAGAGCCAACCCCACAGACAGGGACUCAUGGCCACCCAGCUCAAAAAUAGCUCACUCCCACAGUAGUCCUGGCCUGGACUCCACAGUCUCCACUAAAGUCCUCUACUUCACUGAUCGUUCACUCACUCCUUUCCUGGUCAACAUCUCCAAAAGGCUGGGGGAGGUGACUCUGAGAGACUUCAAGGCAGCGGUGGACCGCCAGGGUAGCUUCAGGUACCACUUCAAAGCCCUCGACCCAGAGUUUGGGACUGUGAAGGAGGAGGUGUUCCAGGACGGAGCCCUGGUGCCUGGCUGGGAGGGGAAGAUAGUGGCCUGGGUGGAGGAGGACCAUGGAGAGAGACGGUAGAAGUGGGAACCAACCAACCAUAGAGGGAACCACUAGCCUCAAACUGUGACCACUGGAAUAUGAUGUCAUAACACCCUCUCAGUUUUCACAGCAGCCCUGCAGAGGUAGUUAUUAAAACCAUUGGGACCAAUCUAUUUAUUACUGUUUCGAGAUAAAACCAUACUUUCAAAAAUGGCUCUGUCCUAUGGACAUUUGACUUACAGUAACUGUUUGAAGUACAAGUUGUUGCCAAAUAUGAAUAAAGUUCUUCACAAUACAAUUUUGAAGUUUUAAUAAACAUGGAUUAUUGCAUGAA